GCAUGUUUAGCCGCGCCGCGGGCGCGAACCCGGACGUCGCCUCCUGGGACGUCAGUGCCUGCACCGAUUUCACCGAGAUGUUCGCGGCCACCAGCGUGGCCGAACCGGACGUCAGGCUGUGGAGCACUGCUGCGGGAGUCACAUUUGACGGCAUGUUCCAGCAAGCGGUUGUCGCGAAUCCGGAUGUGCGGGACUGGAACUUGCAGAAGGCUAAGUCGCUGA
Amoebophrya sp. A120 is the source of this 222-nucleotide messenger RNA. The record is from the annotation of a GenBank genome assembly. Lineage: Eukaryota; Dinophyceae; Syndiniales; Amoebophryaceae.